This is a messenger RNA of Castor canadensis (American beaver), 3911 nucleotides long. The record is from RefSeq and is a predicted model, not a curated record. NCBI's taxonomy places the organism in Eukaryota, Metazoa, Chordata, Mammalia, Rodentia, Castoridae.
GGUACGGCGACCCCGCGCGAUGAAGUGCGCGUUUGUUACUGUAGGGACCACCAGCUUCGACGACCUCAUAGCGUGCGUGUCGGCGCACGAGAGUCUGCAAAUAAUCCAGAGCCUUGGUUACAGCCGACUUAUCCUCCAAAUUGGUAGAGGAACGGUGGUACCUGAGCCAUUCAGUACUGAGUCAUUUACUCUGGAUGUUUACAGGUACAAGGAUUCCUUGAAAGAAGACCUUCAGUUAGCAGAUCUUGUUAUUAGUCACGCAGGUGCAGGAAGCUGUUUGGAGACUCUGGAAAAGGGCAAGCCACUUGUGGUAGUUAUAAAUGAAAAAUUGAUGGAUAAUCAUCAGUUGGAAUUGGCAAAGCAGCUACACAAAGAGGGACAUCUAUUCUACUGUACCUGCAGGGUACUGCCUUGUCCUGGGCUAUCCAGCCCCUUGUCUCCUGCUCCUGGGAAGUGCCAAGAUACCACUCCGCUGACUCCAACUGCCAUCUCGUGCCUAGACGUUGAGCUGUUUUCUGGAUACCUGCAUACACAAGCCCUUGUCACCAUUACCUACCCUUCCUGUGCCCUGCUUGUUCCUUCUUUCCACACUGUGUGCAAGAUGAAUAAAGGGUGGAAAAAGUACUGCGGCCAGAAGUCUUUGAAUGAGGCAUCAAUGGAUGAAUAUUUAGGCAGUUUAGGUCUGUUUCGGAAGCUGACUGCCAAGGAUGCCUCUUGCCUCUUUCGGGCUAUUUCUGAGCAGUUGUUUUGCAGCCAGGUCCAUCAUUUACAAGUCAGGAAGGCUUGCGUCUCAUAUAUGAAGGAAAAUCAGCAAACAUUUGAGUCUUAUGUGGAGGGAUCUUUUGAGAAAUACCUGGAACGGUUGGGAGAUCCCAAGGAAAGUGCUGGCCAACUGGAAAUCAGAGCUCUUUCUCUAAUAUAUAAUCGGGAUUUCAUUCUUUAUCACCAUCCUGGAAAGCCACCAACUUAUGUCACAAAUAAUGGCUAUGAGGACAAGAUACUACUCUGCUAUUCAAGUAAUGGCCAUUAUGAUUCUGUGUACCCAAAGCAAUUUCAAUCAAGUGCAGCCAUUUGUCAGGCUGUAUUGUAUGAAAUUCUCUAUAAAGACGUAUUUGUUGUGGAUGAGGAAGCAUUGCACACUGCAGUUGAGCUGUUUCGAAGUGGGUCCAGAAAGAACAAAAACAAUGCUGUGACCGGAAGUGAGGAUUCCCAUAUUGAUUACAAGAGUUCAACUCAGGAUAGGGCUGAAGAGUGUGGUGCCUACUGCAGUGUUGAAGAUAUACCAGAAGGCUGUAGUCAAGGAACUGAGGAAUCAAAGUCUCCAGAAAAUCUGUCAAAGAUGCUCUUCCCAUAUAAGGUGCUCAAAGCCCUGGAUCCAGAAAUCUAUCGUAACGUAGAAUUUGAUGUUUGGUUGGACAGCAGAAAAGAACUUCAAAAAUCGGAUUACAUGGAAUAUGCUGGGAGACAGUACUAUUUGGGCGACAAGUGUCAGGUUCGCUUGGAAUUAGGUGGAAAAUACUAUAAUGCUCACAUUCAAGAAGUUGGAAAUGAGAACAAUUCAGUAACAGUUUUCAUUGAAGAAUUGGCAGAAAAGCAUGUUGUUCCACUGGCUAACUUAAAACCAGUUACCCAAGUGACACCUGUUCCUUCCUGGAAUACCGUAACAAAUCGGAAAGGAAGAGGCUACCAGAAAAUACCUGGAGGCUAUGUUCCAGACAUGGAGAUGAGCAUGAAGCAACGGAAGAAAAUGUUCAAAAAAGUUCGAGGGAAAGAAGUUUAUAUGACUAUGGCUUACAGCAAGGGAGAAACCUUCCUCCCACCCAGGCUUCAGCAUACUAUGCGCUAUGGGCAUGAUCCUCCAGUACAGUACUCACAGACAGCUGGCAAUGUUAUGUCCAAUGAACAUUUUCACCCUCAACAUUCAUCUCAGAGACAAGGCCGCGGGUAUGGGAUGCCAAGGGAUUCAUCUCGCUUUAUAAACAGGCACAACAUACUGGGCCCUAAAGUUGGUUUUUACCCUGGCCCAAGUAAAAGGUGCUGCCAGAGCUAUGAUAACAUCUCCUAUAGAUCUCGUUCCUUUAGACGUAGUCAACGCCAGAUGCAUUGCAUGAAUAAUGAAUGCCAGUAUGGCUUUGCCCCAGAAAAUGGACAGAUGCCCAGUGGCCUGGAAGAAACUAUUACUUUUUAUGAAGUUGAAGAAGGUGAUGAAACUGCUUAUCCAACUUUAUCUAACCAUGGAGGUCCCUCUACAACGGUUCCUGCUACUUCGGGAUACUGCAUUGCAAGACGGGGACAUAGCUCAGGCAAACAGACUUUGAAUUCAGAGGAGGGCAAUGGCCAGAGAGACAGUGGAGGAUAUCAUGAAGAAUAUCUUUAUCCUUCAGAACCAGACUAUGACACUUCAGGGGUAUAUAGCACAACUGCAUCUACGGCAAACUUGUCUCUUCAGGACCGAAGACCAUGUUCUAUGUCUCCUCAGGACACAGUUACCUCAUACAACUAUCCCCACAAGGUGAUGGGAAAUUCUACAACAAUUGCAGUUUCCAGUGCCAGUCAUGUUCCAGCUCCAGUCUUAUCUAACUGUUCAGCAGCUAAUCAAGCUAGUAGUACCUCAUCAGUUUCCUCACAGAAUUCUGUACAGCCUCUAUUUGUAUCUCCACCUAUGCAAAGCAAGCCAGUGAUGGCUUCACCAUCCUAUCCAUACCACUCUGCUCCUAUUCCUGCUGCUGUAGCAUCUCUGCCGCCACCACCACCACCACCUCCUCUUCCUCCUCCACCACAUCAUGAGGUAGGAGAGGCUUCAAACCUACCACCACCACCUCCACCUUAUUCCUGUGACCCAAGUGGCAGCGAUUUGCCUCAAGAUACAAAAGUUUUGCAGUACUAUUUCAAUCUGGGAUUGCAGUGCUAUCACCACAACUACUGGCACUCUAUGGUCUAUGUGCCACAUAUGCAGCAGCAGCAGCAGCAGCAGCAGCAGCAACUUCAUGUAGAGAAUUAUCCAGUCUAUACUGAGUCACCUCUGGUAGACCAAACUGUUCCUCACUUGUACAGUGACGGAGGGAGAGCAGAUGGCACACAGGCAGAAGCACCAACAAAUGAUACUUUUCCAAAUGCUGACCCUGCAUCUGUCCCUCAUGGAGCAGUUUAUUUUCCAAUAAUGUCAGAUCUCUAUGGGCAGCCACCUUUUCCAGGUUUUGAUUCUUGCCUUCCUGUCAUGCCAGAUUAUCCUUAUGUUGCCACCUGGCAUCCAGUUGGUGGAACAUAUGGUGGUUCUUCUCAAAUUCAUGGUGCUACAAAUCCUGGCCCACUUGGCUAUAUGGGUUCACCUCACUCAGCUUCUCAUUACUUACCUCAGAAUAUGUAAGAUUCAGCAUUAUGAUGUAUUCUUACACUGCCAUUUUAUUACUAUUUUGGUUUUUUAAAAGUGUUUUAUGUUACUGUUUAAGUGGUUUAGAUGGUCAGAAUGGUUACUGUUGCAUCUGUCUUUAAGUUUAUUUUUGAUUUAAAAUAUUCCUUUAAAAUAAAGGAAUAUUACUUUGAAUUGUGAAUAAGGAAAUUGAGAUGGAUGUACAACUAGCCACAUAGUGUAUUCAGCUAUUUUCCUGUCAGCUUGUCAACAUUGUAUUGGGUGAUGAUGCCAAUUGACAAAAGAAAUAAAUCAUAUGAACUGUUUCCUUGGUUCAGAAAUCAUACUUUAUAUUAAACUGCUCAAAAUUGAAAUAAUAUCCACUUUUCUAGAAAGUAAAACAAAACCGUGAGCCUUUGCUUCUAGGUACUCACUUAAUAUUAAAUGAGAGUUCUUCAGGUUUCUUAAGAAUUGUCUGAACUGAGUUGUGUUCUGUGAUAUUAAUCAGUUUUGAAGGCACAUGGUGCUCUACUUUAGAUUUACCUCAUAUGCUGUUGUUUAA